GGAGAAGGCGCUUCCCCUGUACCUGGCCUGGGCUACAGUUGCUUUGUGUUGGGUGUCAUCUCCGAGUCUCCGACGGACGCGAAAGAAUCGCGUCAUCUGCUGGGCCAUACGCUUCUUCUCUGAGCUGAGAAACAAACUGACUCCGGCCGAAUGCUCCCGCUCCGCCGCCUACCACCGCUCCCACUGCCGCUGCCACGUGGUCCCGCACCCCGCCGCCCCCUGGCUGCUGCGGCCUCCGCCUCGCCGCUCCCAUGGCCGGGCCUCCACGCCUGGCGCGGGUUGCCGCCCAGCAACCUCCGCACCUGGGGCCCGAAUGGCCCCUGCGCCUCCGACGCCGACGAGGCGUGCCCGCCCGAAGCUGACGCCAGCGCCGGCUCAUCGCUGGCGGAGAUGGGGGCCCUCGUGCUGUCCACCGCCGACCCCAUCGCCAAGGCGCGGCUCACCCACGCCGCCUUCUCCCGGUGGACCACCAGGCUCCCCGUGGGCCAGGCCAGGGCGCCGGACCACCCCGCCAGGCCCGACAAGCCCGUCGUGGUGACGCAGAAGGAAAUCACCACGCACAAGGAGAUGGGGGUGCCGCUGAACGCAUACAUGCUGCACAACCUGGCGCACGUCGAGCUCAACGCCAUCGACCUCGCCUGGGACACCGUCGUGCGGUUCUCGCCGCUCCGGGACACGCUGGGGGACGGAUUCUUCGCGGAUUUCGCGCGUGUGGCCGAUGACGAGAGCCGGCAUUUCCGGUGGUACUCGCAGCGGCUCGCUGAGCUUGGUUUCAGCUACGGUGAUAUGCCUGUUCACAAUCUUCUGUGGAGGGAGUGUGCAAAGUCCUCAAGUGAUGUUUCUGCACGAAUGGCUGUGAUUCCUUUGGUUCAGGAAGCCAGAGGCCUUGAUGCUGGACCAAGGUUAGUGCAAAAGUUAUUUGGUUUUGGGGAUCAUCGAUCUGCUGACAUUGUGGCAAAAGUGGUGGAAGAAGAGCUUGCACACGUCUCUGUAGGUUUAUAUUGGUUCCUGGAAGUAUGCCAAAUGAUGGGUCGUGUCCCUGGUGAUACUUUUAAAGACUUGAUAACGGAGUAUGAUGUUGUAUUGAAGGGUCCAUUUAACUAUCCGGCUCGUGAUGAAGCUGGUAUACCUCGAGAAUGGUAUGAUGAGAAGUUUAAACAGGAAGCUGCACAAAAACUUUCAGAGGUGCAUGAUAGGUUAGCUUCUAUUGUUGAGAUGGAGCAAGAGAAUGCGAACUUGAAUGGGCUAAGUCUGGAUUGAUGAAUACAUGGGCAACUCAGUAGGCUGGUUGGGCUGUGAUGUUAUUGCUUGCCAAGUUGCUCCCCAUUGAUUCCAUGAGGCAGCAGAUAGAUAAGCCCUGUGCAGUUACCAUCAGAAUGUCAUCUUUAAAAGUCGCUGCUGUCAAGUGGGAACCAGGCAUUGUACGCCGGAACUGUGUGGUGAAGAAGAUGAAGCAAGCAGGGUGUUUUUGUAUAGACCGUCCAUUUCUUUAGUUUGCUCCUAGUUUGUAUCUGCUGAAUGAUCAUUACUGUUAGCCGUGAUGGUUAUCUGAUCCCGCAUCACCAUCGCGAAGCUCCUUUUACCAUCUUGAUCGCUCCAGCACGUACGUUCAUGUAACGGAAGAUUCUUAUCAUUUCUAUCUUUUAACUUGUGUUGACUGAGCAA
Messenger RNA from Phragmites australis (common reed), 1665 nucleotides. RefSeq lists its product as uncharacterized. The record is from RefSeq and is a predicted model, not a curated record. The transcript has 8 exons. Bases 151 to 1260 code for a protein of 369 amino acids. Lineage: Eukaryota; Viridiplantae; Streptophyta; Magnoliopsida; Poales; Poaceae.